Thamnophis sirtalis is the source of this 4651-nucleotide messenger RNA. The record is from RefSeq and is a predicted model, not a curated record. NCBI's taxonomy places the organism in Eukaryota, Metazoa, Chordata, Lepidosauria, Squamata, Natricidae.
CCAGCGCGAGGCCGCUGCACUUCGCCGAGCGCCGCUUCCGAAGCGCCCCUGAACGCCGCUCCCCGCGGGGCGGCCCUGGCGGGCGGGAUGGCCGCAGACUGGACGGUGGUGGUCCUGACCUGCCAGCACAAGGACAGCGCCUUCGCCUUCCAGAGAGAGCUGGAGAUCCGCAGAGACAGAGGCUCCCUGGGCCAAGGGACCAUCCUGCUCACUGUGGAAGACCCCAAAGCCCAGGUGGGCAGUGGAGGGGCUACACUCAAUGCUCUCUUGGUGGCGGCAGAACACCUGAGUGCUCGGGCAGGUUAUACGGUGGUCACUGCUGACGUCUUGCAAGAGGCCAGGAUUCUCGUCUUGCACAUGGGUCGGGAUUUUCUCUUUGAUGACUGCAGCCGCGCAUUCCUCUGCCUCCCCCUUGAAGACCCUGCGGCCCCCACCGAGGCGCUUGCCUGCCACUUGGACCGGCUUCUGGCCACCUUGACUGAGCGGGUCUGCAAGGGUUCUCCCCCAGGCGUGUGGGUUUCCAGCACAGAUAUGUUUCUGACGGUCCCUGCCACGGCGGAAAUUGACUGGCGGAACUUCCAGGGGGUGAAAGUGGUUGCAGUGCCCACCAGCGUCUCCUAUGCCAGGCACCAUGGCAUCUACUCUGUGGAUUCUCAGGCGGUGGUGCAAGACAUCCUCCACCAGGGCUCAGAGGAGGAGAUCCAGCGGUGCCUGGGGCCAGAUGGAAAAGUCCCCCUGGUGUGCGGGGUCGUCUUCUUCUCCUCCAGAGCGGCAGAGCAGCUUCUGGCCACCCAUGUCAUCCCCCCACUCAACGCCUGCACCUACAUGGGGCUGGACUCGGGAGCCCCGGCCCUCCAGCUAUCUCUCUUCUUUGACCUGCUCCUCUGCAUGGCCCAGGCAGUGACGGAGGAGGCCUUUGUAGCUGGACGCCGAACAGGGACGGGGGAAGGAGAUGCCCAGAGCUCUGGGGCAGCUCGGAGUGCCCGCACUGUGCUGUGGAAGACUCUCCGCAAGCUGCCACUCACAAUGGCCUACCUCCCUGAUGGCACCUAUGACUACAUGACCUCAUCCGCCAGUGAGCACAUCUACCACCUCACCUCUCAGCUGGGUGAUGCCCACAGCAGGGAUUUCUACAAGGUGGCCCAUUCCACUGUGGAUGAGCCGCGUCUACUGGAGGAAGGCUGCUCUCUCACCAACUGCCUGUUGGAGGGUGCUGUGGUUGUGGGGCCAGGGAACGUCAUCCAGCACUGCAGCCUGGAGGGCCCCUUGCACAUCCGUUCCGGCUGCCUCCUCACAGGGCUAGAUGGGGCCUCCUCCGUGGCCCUCAGAAGCCACGUACUUCAGGACGUUGUCAUUCAGGGACAUCUGAUCCGGCUGAGACACAUGAGCUGCAAAGUAUUCACUCUGAGUGGACGUCACGAUGACUGGCAGACUACAGCGACUGAAGAGAAUGGCACCUUCUUGAACUUGCCAUGGGCAGCCUUGUAUCACCGGACUGGAAUACGGAGCCAGGACCUGUGGAGGCCAGACGUCCCACGGGAGAAGCGCUGCCUGCUGAAUGCCUGUCUCUUCCCUGUGCUCUGCUUCUCGGAGACCCUGGGCCUCGGGGACCUCUUGUGGCUCUUGGGCUCUCCAGAGCCGCAGCAGCUGCAGUCCUGGAGGAAGGCCUGGCGCAUGUCCUGGGAGGAGAUGAGGGCCUGUCUGGACCAGGAGGCCGAACUGGCCUCCCGCAGGGCCCUCUUUUUCCUACAGGCCCAGCGCAAAAUCCAGCGGGUCCUGAGGGAGCAGAGGAAUUGCAGCCUCCUGCCCCUGAUCCGCUCGGCUGUCCUGGAGGGCUUUGGGGAGGCUCUGCUGGAUACACUGGACCAGGUGGCUGCCACCGCUGGGGAUCUGGGGGUUGCUGCUCGGGCCCUGGCCUGCAUCGCAGAUCUCCUGGGCUGCAUGGCCAGAGGAGAGGGGGGGUUACGGAGUGGCCCCACCGCCAACCUUGCUUGGGCCACUGCCUUCCAGCAACUGGAGAAGGGAGACAUCGCUCAGGGCGUAAAGGCACUUGCUGUGGAGAGGAAGAAAUGGUUAAGCAGACCCAUCCUGCUGGUUCGCGCUGCCCGACACUACGAGGGGGCCGAGCAGAUUCUCAUCCGCCGGGCCAUCCUGCUCUCCUGCCAGUUCAUUGGCCUCUGGCAAGUGGAACUGCCUCCCCUGGGCUGCUGGGUGAGAGUGGAGUGCCCUGCACGGAUUGACCUCUCUGGGGGCUGGAGUGAUACCCCUCCAAUCACGUAUGAACACGGUGGAGCAGUGGUGGAUGUGGCUGUCCUGGUGGACGGCUGUAGGCCUAUUGGUGCCCAGGCCCGACGCAUUGCCAAACCAGAAUUGCAGCUGAUCAGCACCAGUGGAAGUCUGGAGGGAGAGGUGGCGGUGGAGUUGGUCUGUCGUGACCUAGAGGAUCUGAGGGAUUACUGCCAGCCACACAUGCCAGGAGCCUUGCUCAAAGCUGCCUUGGUCUGCACUCAGAUUGUUAAUCUCCUGUCCCCGCAAACCUUGCGAGAACAGCUGCAGGAACGAUUCGGAGGUGGCUUUGAGCUUCACACCUGGUCUCAUCUGCCCCAUGGAUCGGGCUUGGGGACAAGCAGCAUCCUGGCAGGUGCAGUGAUCGCAUCCCUCUAUCGCGUAUCUGGGCGUUGCGCUGGUGUAGAGUCCCUCAUUCAUGCGGUGCUGCACUUGGAGCAGGUUUUGACCACAGGUGGCGGAUGGCAAGACCAGGUGGGUGGGCUGGUCCCAGGGCUUAAGAUUGGGCGCUCGAAGGCCCAGCUGCCACUGAAGGUCGAAGUGGAAGAGAUCAGCCCCCCAGAAGGCUUCGUCCACACCUUGAACCAGCACUUGCUCUUGCUGUACACGGGGAAGACCCGCCUUGCUCGCAACUUGCUCCAGGUAUGUGAGGCGCAUCUUCUGACUAGCACCCCGCUUUGCACACGUUUGCUCCUAGAUCUUAGUCUCAUAACGCUGAUUCCUUGGGUAGACACAAUGCUGUGGGGGUGCUUGGGCGCCCGUCCUCCAGAGAGCACGUGUGUGUGUGUGUGUGUGUGUGUGUGCUGCUAUCCUCCUCCCCUUCUCCUUCCAGGCAACCUGGCUCUGCUGGGCCAGUGUAUGAAUCGGUACUGGCUGCAGAAGAAAGAGAUGGCCCCUGGCUGUGAGCCUCUGGUGGUCCAGCAAAUCAUGGAGGUGCUCCAGCCCCACGUCUAUGGGCAGAGCCUGGCCGGGGCUGGCGGUGGGGGCUUCCUCUUCCUGGUAACCAAAGAACCCAGGAACCGGGUGGCCUUGCAGGAGAUCCUGGCGGAAGCUGCGGUUCUUGGAAAUGUCACCAUCCACACUGUGGAAGUGGACACAGCAGGAUUCAAGGUGGAGCUUCUGGGGGACACACACACUUUAGAGGCAUGAAAGAGCAGCUCCGUCCUGGGCUGCUCCUCCACCAUGAAGGGGGUGCAGGCACCAGCUGCAGGGCAGGGACGAAGAGCCGGUUCUGCUCCGCUGCAGAUCCCACUCAAGGAAACGGUGGACGAAAUUCUUGGAAAGAGGUGAAAGCAGCAGGACGUUCAUCCAUUGCAGGAGGCAAGCAACAGCCAGCCUGGCAAACCUAAGCGCUUCCCAUGCAAAUGGGUCCCCCAAGGAAGCAGUGCAUUGGCUGGGAACGCCCACAGUUAUUCAUUUGCAAUUGCAAAAUAAAGGUUGCACUGGUUGCUUUCUUAAGAGCUAAUGAGGGUCUGGUGCAUUUUUAAAUUCAAAGUGGCAAUACAUUGCUUGUAAUGGCAGAAAUUAUAGCCUACUGAGGAGGAGACAUGAACUGAGGGCCCCUGAGGCCCAGCCAAAUGGGAAGAUGUUGCAGGCAAGAGAAAACUCCUUCCUGUCCCAAGCUUUGAACUGCUGGGGGGGCAGGGGGUCAGGGGGAACCAGCACAGCCCUCAGCCACCAAGGGGGCUGCUGUUGUCUUGACCGAGGUCUGCAUUGAGCAGAGGGACCGGUUCCGACAACCCUGGAGGCCCUUCCCAGCCUUGAUUCUACUGUUAACACUACCCUCAGAAUCACACUUCCACAGAAUUCUGAUUCAUGGGAUCUUGGGGAUCAUCUAGUUAAACCCCUGUUCAACGUAGGAAUUUCCCAUCUCAGCAUCCCUGACCAAUGGCCACCCGGCCUCUGCUUGAAGAGAGCAAUUCCCCACAUCCUCACUAGCAAGCAGCUCCAGUCCUGCAGGACUCUUCCCCCAAAAUCUGCUUCCUGUUUAAAGCCCUGGUUUCUUGUCUCUGUCAUGGGCUUCCCUAUCUAUAGUAUCUCCUCCCCGUGUUCCAGCUACAACAGCUAAGCCAGAGGAGUUACGCCCUCAGCCAGAGGCCAUUUCGAUCAGACCGGAGGCUUCCCCAACACGGCAUUUGGCUUCUGCAAGCUGCAACCACAAGCCAAAAGCAGGACAGCCCAGGGCAGCAGGGACAUUAAAAGUGCCCCCUCCUUCUUCCCUGGAGGGAAUCAGCAGAAUGCAACAGCUGCUGGCAACUGGUUCCUCCUGUGAAGUGGCCCAAUCUUCUUUCAGUCAUCAGCCACACCCAAUUUCAGUGAAGAGACUAAGAGUUGAACUAGAAGACUUUGGGGUCUUCCAGUUCAA